AUAGAGUUUUAACGGUACAUAGGGUUUCAAGAAGUUGCUGCGUGAAUGAAGAUCACCAACUUUCAGCAGCUAUGAAAUGUAAACGUGACAUAGUGUGGUGUAGAUACGGGAAAAUAUGAAUCGUUGAGCUAGUUUAUUCAAUUGAUUUCAUAUUGUUUCGUUAAAGAUGACACAGUCUAUAGUUGUACAAGUGGGCCAGUGUGGCAAUCAGGUUGGCUGCAGAUUUUGGGACCUGGCUCUCCGAGAACACGCUCAUGUCAAUAAAAAAGGAAUUUACGAUGAAGCAUUAAGCAGUUUCUUCAGGAAUGUCGACACCAGGAGGAGUGAUGGGGAGGGUUGUGACAUCGCUGGCGGGAAGAUCCGAUCCCUCAAGGCCAGGGCCGUCCUCGUCGACAUGGAGGAGGGUGUGGUGAACGAGAUCUUGCAGGGGCCGCUGAGAGACGUCUUCGACAGCACGCAGCUCAUCACCGACGUGUCGGGAUCUGGCAACAACUGGGCAACGGGACACCGGGUGUACGGCUCUGCGUACAGCGAGCGGAUCGUGGAGAGGGUGCGGAGGGCUGCGGAGCGCUGUGACUGCCUGCAGUGCUUCUUCCUCAUUCACUCCAUGGGCGGAGGGACCGGAUCCGGCUUGGGGAGCCGCGUGCUUAACCUCCUGGAGGACGAGUUCCCGGAGGUGUGCAGGAUCGUCACCGCCGUGUACCCCUCAGCGGAGGAUGAUGUCAUCACCUCCCCCUACAACAGCGUGCUAGCCAUGCGCGAGCUGACAGAACACGCGGACUGCGUCCUCCCGGUAGAGAACCAGUCACUGGUUGACAUAGUGAACAAGAUAAGGCACAUGGCCCAUUCUGGGAAGCCCGGCUGUGUGAUCAGAAAGGACAGCACUCUCAUAUCCGGGCAGGGAGGGGUCACUGGAGCCGCCAAGCCUUUCGAUGCCAUGAAUAACAUCGUGGCCAACCUGCUGCUGAAUUUAACCAGCUCCGCCCGUUUCGAGGGCUCCCUCAACAUGGACUUGAAUGAAAUCACCAUGAACCUGGUGCCGUUUCCACGGCUGCAUUACCUGGUGUCCAGCCUCACCCCCCUGUACACACUGGCCGAUGUCAACAUCCCCACGAGGAGGCUGGAUCAGAUGUUCACGGACGCGUUCAGUAAAGAGCACCAGCUGAUCCGGGCCGACCCAAAACACAGCCUGUACCUGGCCUGCGCCCUCAUGGUCCGGGGGAAUGUGCAGGUGUCCGACCUCCGUAGGAACAUCGAGAGGCUGAAGCCCUCCCUGCACUUCGUCUCGUGGAACCAGGAAGGCUGGAAGACAGGGCUCUGCUCCGUGCCCCCCGUCGGACACUCGCACUCUCUGCUGGCCCUGGCCAACAACACCUGCGUGAAGCCCACCUUUAUGGAGCUGAGAGAACGCUUCAUGAAGCUCUACAGGAAAAAGGCCCACCUCCAUCACUACCUGCAUGUGGAGGGUAUGGAGCAGGGCUGCUUCACCGAGGCGCUCUCCUCCCUGUCCUCCCUCAUAGAGGAGUACAGCCAGCUGGAUGCCACCAAGACCCUGCUGCUGCCAGACGCCUCCAGACUCAGCAUAGCCACAUGAAGAGCCUGUGCUGUCAUACCCACCCCGCUACAGGAGUCU
This is a messenger RNA of Megalops cyprinoides (Indo-Pacific tarpon), 1633 nucleotides long. RefSeq names its product tubulin, epsilon 1 (gene tube1). The transcript is spliced from 12 exons. Gene Ontology annotation, biological process: mitotic cell cycle; microtubule cytoskeleton organization. NCBI's taxonomy places the organism in Eukaryota, Metazoa, Chordata, Actinopteri, Elopiformes, Megalopidae. The record is from RefSeq and is a predicted model, not a curated record. Gene Ontology annotation, molecular function: structural constituent of cytoskeleton; GTP binding. Bases 167 to 1594 code for a protein of 475 amino acids. Gene Ontology annotation, cellular component: microtubule; cytoplasm.